Molecule: messenger RNA, 4228 nt
Organism: Marchantia polymorpha subsp. ruderalis
Lineage: Eukaryota; Viridiplantae; Streptophyta; Marchantiopsida; Marchantiales; Marchantiaceae
Source: the annotation of a GenBank genome assembly
GUUCGUUCAUUCCUUCGUUUCGAUUCGCGCGGUUGCACUCGAGAGGCUGGGGCUGGUCGACAAGAAGGGGGCGCCCGAUCGAGGCGCAGCAGGAGAGGCAGGAGGGCGACGACCGCGGGAGGAGUUGGUCGAGCGAUGGAACAGGUGGCACCGUCUGGAGCGCCGUGCCUGCAUCAGCAGCUGCCGAGGGAGGGCUGGAAGAAGAAGAAGACGUUGCGGGACGCGGGGUCGGGCGAAUUUUGAACGCGCGAUCCGGCGGAGCGUCCCGAGGGAUUGUUGCGGUGCGCGCUGCGGGGAAUUGGGCCUCGAGCUAUGGCGCUCUUGCCGUGCUCCCGAUGGCGCUUCGGGGCCGCGGUUGCGGCUCCGGGGCUGGGCGGGGGAGCCCGAUUUCGGAGUUCGGUCGUCGGUCCGAGCUUUGGCGCCGCUCGUUCUCGUCGUGGAUUGCGGAUUUUCGCCCAGGCUCCUGCAAAAGCUUCCUCCGCAUCGCAGGAGCAGGCCGAGAACCGGACCGAAGAUGCGGGGAGCUCGUUUCUCAGAAUGUGGGAGCGUGCGCAGCAGCGCAGAGAUGCUAAUGAUUAUGACAAGAACCCUGCCGAGAGUACGAUUGCGGACUCUGGAGCUGAGGACUGGGGGCGUCGGGACGAGGCUUUCAAGCAGAUGCUGCAGGUGCCGAGUGAAGAGAGAGAUAGGAUCCAGAGGAGGCAGAUUGUAGAUCGCGCCGCUGCAGCUUUAGCUGCGGCCAACGCAUUCUUGGCUCAGUAUCCCGUGAGUGCUCCCAAACAAUCAGUGCCCACCAAAAAGGCUCAAAUUCCGACCAAAUCGAAUGGGACCAAAGUUGUGCCGGUUUCAGUCGUGGAAGUGCGACCUCAGAAGUUGAGCGGCCCGAGAGCAGCCAUUGAUGCGACUCCUGGCGUUACUCCAGCGACGAACUCAACCUUCGAAGGCACUCCCGGCCCAGAUUUUUGGUCCUGGGUUCCAGAACCUCGAGAUGCCGAGAGCCAAAGACUACCUCCAUCGCUCAAGUCAAAAAGCUUCGACCCGAUUCCUCAAUUAUCUGCAAAGGAACAGACUGGACCAACUUCUGUUUUACCAUGGGAGGAUUAUGAAGAAAGAGGUCGUGAAGAUUUACCUCUCAUAUGUCAAAGCAGAGCGGUGCCUUCGCUACCGCCCUUCCAGUCCCUUGUGGAGAUCGAGAAGGAAGAAUUAGAGGCAGCAGAGCAAGAGUCAGUGGUUGCACCACAACCUGACUUGAGAAUGCCCGAUGCGGACACAGAAAUUGCCUCUGCGGUGAAUGAGAAACAACGCGAUAGUGAGAGCUCAACAAGAGGAAUUCACGAAGAUGGAUCCAGAUGGUGGCAGGAAACUGGGGUGGAGUACAGAGAAAAUGGUAUUGUGUGCAACUGGACCGUAAUUAGAGGUGUCAGUGCCGAUGAGGGAACGGAGUGGGAAGAGAAGUUUUGGGAAGCGUCCGACGCCUUUGACUACAAGGAGCUUGGAGCAGAGAAGUCGGGUCGUGACUCUUCUGGCAGAGUCUGGCAUGAGUUUUGGAAGGAAGCAAUGUGGCAGGACUUGAACAAUGGUCUACAGCACAUAGAGAAAACAGCGGAUAAGUGGGCACAGGACGGAUCUGGUGGGCAAUGGCAUGAGAAAUGGUAUGAGCACUAUGAUGCUUCUGGUCGCGCUGACAAAUGGGCCGACAAGUGGAGUCAGAUAGACCCAGACACACCUCUGGAACCUGGACACGCCCAUUCUUGGCAUGAGAGGUGGGGUGAAACUUAUGAUGGCGAAGGUGGAACGAUGAAGUACACCGACAAAUGGGCCGAGAGGCAAGAGGAGUGUGGUGGCUGGACGAAAUGGGGCGACAAGUGGGAUGAACACUUCGAUCAAAGUGGUCACGGAGUGAAACAGGGAGAGUCAUGGUGGCAAGGCACGAGUGGGGAUAAAUGGAACCGGACUUGGGGGGAGGGGCAUAAUAGAAGUGGCUGGGUCCACAAGUACGGCAAGAGCAGCAGUGGAGAACAUUGGGACACACACGAGCAGGAGGAUACUUUUUACAACGGCAAACCACAUUUUGGUUUCCGGGAAUGCUUUGACAAUUCUGUUGAACUUAGGCGCGUCGGCGAGAGAAAGAGACCGCAGCUGUAAUCGGGCUCAAAUGGGGGUAUUAGAAAAACAUUUGAAUUAGUGACUAUCACAGGAAUCUCGAUUGGAGGUCAGAAUACGCAGUUCCUCGAUGCAUAGCUGGCUACACCAUAAGGGCUGCUUUCUAGCAUUGAAGUCGAUUCAGGCCACACCAAUCCACUUCGUCGGAGUAGGAACUUUUGGCGGUGAGUGAUUCAGUUCCGUCAAUGUAAACAUUCUUUGGAGCUUGCACAUUAGUGGUGAGGAUUUGGCCCAUGAUACUGUAUGGCCGGGUUCGGAUACAGAGUAACAACACUGGUGUUCAGCCUGGGUCCAAGCACCUUUCAUUUAAUCUAUGAGAAGUCAACAAAUUUAACUUUCUGUAAAAGGCGCUCACGUCUUAAAGGUAACGUGUUAACGUCCAAAGAAGGCCGAUCCUCUUCCCAUCCCAGAACACUUCAUAUGUGUUCCUUCCUUUCUUCCUAUAACAUAACUCCGUACCUGACUUGUGAGGUCGGACCUUCUUGCCUCAUGGGAAAGUCUAGACAGCGGUGUUCUGCGUCCUCGAGGUUAGACUUGUGUGGGGUACGUGGGGGAACUCGGCACUUAUUAUGUUGAUCCAGAUUCACCAUUGAUUUUGGAAGGCAGCUUACAUACACCUCAUCGCACCUAAACAUCGCACCUAAACAUCGUAAGCAGCGUGGGAUCAUCGAGGUGCCUCAAGAGUCUCACAGAUUAGAAUGAGAGCUGACAUUAUUGUCGUGGACUCGUGGACUAUAUUGCAUACCAACUUCCCAGUUCACGCGGUGGCUAUCGUGUACUUUCCUGUCACCUAAUUUUUGUUACUUGAAAGUAGAUAUCACCAGCCAAUACAAUGCGACGGUACCUGUUAUUGUCCUACGGCCGCAGAUAGGUUUCUGAGCGGUCGAUGAAGUAGUGCAGAGGAGUUGGGAAGAAGCAUAGUUUCUACUGAUUCGGACAAUUUGAGGUCACUCUGGCAAGGGAACAUUCUACUUGGCAACUCUGAAAUACUUACGGGACAAGCUGAAUUAACAAAUUUCAUGGGAGAGGAAGGAUCUAACUCCCACCAGUUGACGAGGUUCGUUCCAAGUUACCCCAAGCCACAUCACCCGCUACGAUGAUUGUAGCCGCAACAAAGAUUCAGCCCUUAGGUUCUGCAGGUAAACCCCAAAAAUCCGGCCCAUUACACGACAGAGGAUCAGGAUCACUCCUUAGAGCUCAAACUUGACAAAUUGAGAGUAAACCUGCAGUCGGCCAUUAGUUACAAUUCGGUCACGUUGUACGUCGGGUGAAAGGCACGCUGGCCGUGGCAGUGUGCAUCGUAUGGUCUGCAUGAAUUAGGAUUUGGGAAUAAUGGAAAGUCUAGAACGACUGCACCAGUUAGGCAGCGACCAGGCCGAUGGGCAAGGCUAAAUUUCACGGAAAGGGAUACAGCCCACCACAGACACAACCGGACGUGCUUCAGCUGCCCAGUCCUCACCGUAAUUUCGUUGUUGCUGGCCUCGAUUAUCCGCGUUGUUCGACGGCAGGAACGAGAAGCUCGCCUCGUGAUCGAACCCGCUCUGUAGCAUCAUUCUGGAGUAGGAGGAACUCUUAUUUUUUGAGGCAUCUGAGAUUCAGAUAACGACAGAGAAGAGAGAGAAGAGAUCUUCGUCCAUAACAAGGAGAUCAAUGGCGGAGAGAAAGAAGUGUGGCCUGUGUGCCAAAUGGAACAGACUUUCCGCCACAGUGUGACCUUGUUGCUUACACGGGCAUUGCUCCGGGCAUUGCUCUCCGGGUUAUGACGAACUGCUGCAUCGUUCCGUGACACCAUCUCGUGAAAUACGCCCCUGUGCGAGGUUUAGGCAUACUUAGAAGGCUAGGCAGGGAGUUGUUUUUCUUAUUUAUUGAAAGCUUGUUCGGGUCUACGUAGGAUGGAUAUGCGCAGAUACAUAGUUCCAAUUUGGAUAUUAAGUUAUACACAUCAAUGAAUCCGGAGGAUGUUUGCAACUUGAUAAUGAGAAGAACUCGAGUGUUUGAUCGUUGCCAGAGUUUUCAAUACUUGUGAUUGUUGUCACCAUUUAUAUAGUAGUUUUCAUGCUUCUGC